Rattus norvegicus (Norway rat) is the source of this 1668-nucleotide messenger RNA. It is a transcript of the gene Ccdc121rt1, whose product is annotated as coiled-coil domain containing 121, retrogene 1. Lineage: Eukaryota; Metazoa; Chordata; Mammalia; Rodentia; Muridae. The coding region runs from base 62 to 1033 and encodes 323 amino acids. The transcript has a single exon. The record is from RefSeq and is marked validated.
GAAGUAACAAACCGCCUUGCUCCCUGGCAGUCACUUUCCUUGACCUGGGGAUUCUGGGAACAUGCUUGCCCAGAGCCCUAAAGGUGCACCCCCACCAACACCAUACCUUACUAUUCUAAAUACGUAUCUCAAGCCAAAAUUGCUAACGAGGUUGGAGAAACGGGUAAAGAGGAAGACAGUGGUGGAGCUGAAGGAGCUGAGCCAGCAAAUCCAAGAAACUAAAUGCCGGCGGGAAAGGCUGCUGACGGACAGCAGGCAGCUACUAGAAGAAAAAUACCGCGUGCAGGCCGAAAACCAGCUUUUCACGGAAUACUUGCGUAAAAAUAAGGAACAGUGUGAAAAGAAACAGGAGGAGCUGUGGAAGCAGUACAUCCAAGAAUGUGGCGAGAUAGAACGAGAGAGGCAAGAAUUGGCGUCCAGAUACAACCAGAGAAAUGCAGCUCUUCAAGCCCAGCUCCUGCAGGGCAGAAAGACCCAGAAGGAUUUGAAGCAGCAGUUGCAGGCCCUGAAGCCAAUUUACAAAGUAAAGGAGGGCCAGGACAUGAAAAUACAGAGCUUGGAGCAGGAGCAAGAGAAAGUCCGAGGUGAGACUGCGGCCAAGGACCAGAAGGCACACUUCCGGUUCCUGCAGGAAAAGGCAUUGAUGGAGAAGGAGCUGGAAGACCUGCACCUGAUGGAGCUGGGGCAGAUCAACACCACGGGGCUUACGAGGAAGUACAAGGCCUUGGCUCUAGCAGCCAAGCAGGCUCAUUCUGAGUUCUGUGGCAGCCUCCACAGGGAGAACCAGCAGCUACGCAAGGAGCUUCAGCAACUGAGCCAGGAGUACCGCAGGGUGGAAGCUGUGAGGAAUCAGCUGGAAAAGCACCGGAGGCUGAUGAAAGAGCAGCGGUGGUACCUAGAAGCCUUGACCAGAGGGCGGCAGCGGCUGCAGGCAGAACGCGAACGCCAUCACCGUCGUCACAACCCGUGCCUCAAGGAACAGAGAACUUCAAAGACCAUGCUGAGCACCAAAUCAAAAACAAGUUUAAAGUAAGAGCUACUACAACUGAACUGGAGCACAGGGAAUAACUACAAUCCAGAAAGUAUCCUUCGUGGAGACUAGAAACGCUUGCACGAAGGGCGGUUGACGCAGCAUGGGCUGUGCUCCUAGCCUGGGACCCAGGUCGUGGCUGUCCGUGUCCCUGGGGCUGCGUACACUCAGAGAUUUAGAACAGUUGGAAAUUUUGUAAUGGGUUACACCACCCACUUUUAUAGUAGCAUUUGAAAUCCUCAGAUUACCCACUUAGGGCAUAUAUUUUUACCACGCUUAUUUUUUUCUUAGUGUGUACUCUGCAGUCCACAAAGUACGGUGUAUAACCUGUACAUUCUAUGUAUUUUGGGCCAUAUGAAGCAAAUAGGAAUCUUAAAUUGUAGGGUUUUUGUUUGUUUAGAAGGGUCGCACGUUUGCAUUUAUGGUGGACUGUUUUGUUGAACUGUGGGUUCUGGUCUGGAAGAAUGGUCUUGUAUUUGGGUGAUGCCCCUGCAUAGGGAAAAGACAUAGCCAGCUUCACGUUUCUCAGAAAUUAUUGGUAAUGAAAACUUCGAGGGCACUCUUCAGAAUUUUCUGCUUUUUUUAUAUGUAAAAUAGGUUCUUUUUAAAUAGGAUUAAAAGGUGACUUAGCUUUUCAA